AUGGCAGACCCCUCAACGUACAACUUCUUCAACAAUCAGGCUUGUUCAGCUCAAAAACCCUUCAGGAAACACUCCCAAAUAGCUUCACCAUCCGCUCCUCCCAGGCUUUUCCAAUGCCUCUACUGUCACAGGAAAUUCUACACUUCCCAAGCUCUCGGCGGUCACCAAAACGCUCACAAGCGUGAACGCGCCGCCUCUCAGAGGAAGUUCCCCGGUGGCGGUGACCAAGAUAACCUGCAGUCCCAACCAUAUAACCUUCAUCUACAGGUUAACAACCCUUACCCCUCCACCUUCCCUACUGAACCACCGCCGAUGGGCUACCCUGGUGGUGGGGCUCAACAGUGGCUCCAUCCCUUCCAUCCUCACCUCCCUCCUGCCGGCAUCGUUCCUCAUCAGGGGUUCAGUGGCGUUUCUUCCCAUAAGACUUUGUCUCCGACCACUGAUGAUGCUUAUGACUCCGCCGGAGUAGAUGUUGACCUCACUCUCCGUUUAUAA
This is a messenger RNA of Hibiscus syriacus, 495 nucleotides long. RefSeq names its product zinc finger protein KNUCKLES-like. The record is from RefSeq and is a predicted model, not a curated record. Gene Ontology annotation, biological process: negative regulation of abscisic acid-activated signaling pathway. The transcript has a single exon. The coding region runs from base 1 to 495 and encodes 164 amino acids. NCBI's taxonomy places the organism in Eukaryota, Viridiplantae, Streptophyta, Magnoliopsida, Malvales, Malvaceae.